Molecule: messenger RNA, 996 nt
Organism: Pollicipes pollicipes
Lineage: Eukaryota; Metazoa; Arthropoda; Thecostraca; Pollicipedomorpha; Pollicipedidae
Product: zinc finger HIT domain-containing protein 3
Exons: 3
Coding region: 74-496 (140 amino acids)
Molecular function (GO): protein binding
Source: RefSeq, a predicted model, not a curated record
GUCUUGUCCAAUGCUGUGUAAAGUUGCUGGUUGUUGACUCGCCUUGUAUAUUUGCGCGGUCAUUCUUCCAGCCAUGGAAGCAUUAAGCGUGGAAUGCUCGGUUUGUGCAGGCAAAAAUUCUUUUUACAAAUGCCCCAUUUGCAGGGUUCCAUACUGCAGUGCAAAAUGCUGCCAGACACACAAGGAGUCAUGCAUGGUGCCAGAAGCGAAUGAAGUUACAACAGCUGACAAAACUGAUCAGAGGGUGAAAUGGGAUGAGUCAACUGAUCAUAUGGUGACAAGAGAAGCAUUGGGUUGGUUAGGUGAGUCGAGGUCACUACGCCGCCUGCUGGCCAACGAGCACCUGCGCCAGUUGGUGCGGCUGGCGGACACCACGGACGAGCCGGACCGUGUGAUGCGCGAGCUCAUGCUCGAGCCGCUCUUCGUCGAGUUCACCGACGAGUGUCUGCGCGUCGUGGAAGGCGGUCCGGUCUCGUCCGACGAAGACUCGGACUGACCGGGAGCCGGGAGGAUGACCUCGGCACGAACUGGGUCGGCGCGGUGGCGCUGCCGGGUUAUACCGAGAGGCUCGGGACCCGGAAGGGGGAAAGCAGGUCAGGGAACCGCUGGGAAUGGAAACUGUAUGAAGUGAUCGAAUGCAGCACAUGUGUCUGCUGUACCCAGACAUGGGACAAACUUUGAAGAACCUGGUUUCUACAUCCCUGCUUUUGUCUGUUUCAUACAGGGUGUCUACAUCAUGUGCUAUGGACAUAGACAUCUUGAGUUGUCUCAUGCAGUGUAACAAUGCUGUAACCUAUGCAUCUGUCGCGAGGGCACAGGCUCACAAACGCUGGGAAAUGUGAAAACGAAUGUCUGUAUUGCAGAUUCAAAACAAUAACAAAACUGCCAAUAUCAUUAGACAUCAAGCUGGCAAUGUGCAACACAUUACCACCAUGCAUAUCACAAGCUUAUCGACUCAUAGCACGUUUGUACUCGAAUAAAGCACGCGUGGUUCUC